UUUACAUUUCGGUGAUGAACCCUUGUCGGUUUGUUCUGCAAGAAGCUAUUGCUAUACUCCGAUUUGGGAGCCAAGACCUUGAACACGGCAUAUGCGAGGCCACCACGAAGUAUACCAGGGUAGGAAAGAGCUCUCCCUGUCGACGUGACGGUUGCGGCCCAACAAACCUUUAAAUCCAUCAUCAAUUCCGCGACACAUCCAUAUUCUAUACAACUUUCAGUUCCAAAGCAUCUCAUAACUAUCCCUUAUUAGCUAUCCAUAAAUCUAUCAUUCAACCACCCACCAUGAAGACCGAAGAGUUCGACUUCCACCAGGUCCCCGAGGACAUACCUCACGACCCGGUCGAGCUGCGCGGCAAGAGCCGUGAAAGCGGACGCAUGAUCGUGCUCGACCGCUCCAAGACCAGCAUCGAACACACCGUAUUCUCCAACAUCUGCGACUACUUCCGGCCCGGGGACCUCCUUGUGCUGAACGACAGCUACAUGCUGUCCAACACGCUGUGGUUCCAGAACGGCGACGAACCGGCCCAGCUAACCGUGUACGGACACGAGCCCGACAGCACCACCAUCGUCGAAAUCAAGACGGACCAUCGCCUCAUCAAGCCCGGGCUUGUGCUCAAGUCCGCCAACAACGACAAGCUCACCUGCACCCUGCUCGAAUCGCAGCCCGAUAACCUCUGGAAGGCCAAGUUCGAGCCCCUCGAGCUCUUGGUCCCCACGCUGGACCAGCACGGCAUUCGUCUGGACGAGAAUAUUCACCUCAACCCGACCUACUGGCAGAAUGAGCGCCAGGCGUAUCGCUCUGUGUAUGCAAAGUCUCCGGGCUCGUUGGAGAUUCCGUCCGCGGGGCUGCAUUUCUCCAAGGAGUUGUUGGAUAAGGUGAUUGCGAAGGGGGUCGAGGUUGCGUACAUCACGCUGCAUGUGGGCGCGACGGAGAUCCUGGCGGUGCGACACAUCUCAGCAGAGGAGAUUUAGAACCACAAGGUGCGGUCUGAGUACUUUGAAGUGACCGAGGAGGCCGCGUCGCAGAUCAAUAAGGCGAAGAAGGAGAACCGCCGCAUUGUAGCUGUCGGAACGACGGUUAUGCGAACGCUGGAGUCCCUGGCUGUCGAUAAGGAGCCGAACACGCCCGUUGAGCCCCAGGUGUCCUGGACCGAUCUCUACAUCUACCCUGGGUUCCAGUUCAAGAUGAUCGAUGUGCUGCUGACGAACCUGCACCGGCCGCGGUCGAGCCACAUUGUGCUUACCGCGGCGUUUGCGGGCAAGGAUUUUGUCAUACACAGCUAUGAUGAGAUUGCGAAGAAGGGUGGAUAUGAGUUCGACAUGUUUGGCGACAGUAUGCUGAUCACUUAACGGUCGUGGGCUUUAAGUAUGCUCGACUUAUCUAGAUUCAGUAGCUGUUGCGUUCUGGUUUUCCUGUUAAUCAUAUGAAAUAAGGAAUACUACGCGAUUGAUUAC
This is a messenger RNA of Aspergillus steynii IBT 23096, 1457 nucleotides long. Its product is annotated as Queuosine biosynthesis protein. The transcript has 2 exons. NCBI's taxonomy places the organism in Eukaryota, Fungi, Ascomycota, Eurotiomycetes, Eurotiales, Aspergillaceae. The record is from RefSeq and is a predicted model, not a curated record. Gene Ontology annotation, biological process: tRNA wobble guanine modification; tRNA queuosine(34) biosynthetic process. Gene Ontology annotation, molecular function: S-adenosylmethionine:tRNA ribosyltransferase-isomerase activity. Bases 285 to 974 code for a protein of 229 amino acids.